Messenger RNA from Mugil cephalus (flathead mullet), 4972 nucleotides. RefSeq names its product serine/threonine kinase 10 (gene stk10). The record is from RefSeq and is a predicted model, not a curated record. The coding region runs from base 477 to 3524 and encodes 1015 amino acids. The transcript is spliced from 20 exons. Gene Ontology annotation, biological process: protein phosphorylation. Lineage: Eukaryota; Metazoa; Chordata; Actinopteri; Mugiliformes; Mugilidae. Gene Ontology annotation, molecular function: protein serine/threonine kinase activity; ATP binding.
UCCGGCUCAGGGACUACAUUCCCACGGCGGCAGUGAGAGCGUGGUUGAGUAACGAGGUGUGGCUUAUUUCGCUCAGUUUGAAUCAACAAGUCGCGCAGGCAGCAGCUUCUCCAUCGUCCCUCCGCAGCGGCAGGUGGUCACCGCGCGUCCUGCAGCCUGUGAUCCGGAUUAGGACAUGAGUUCUCCCCAGAGCCCGCAGAGCCGCGGCUGAAAUGGACGGAGUAGAAUAACUUCUUUUGGUUGUUUUUCGAACCAGAUCACUUCUCCUUUUUUUUUCUCUUUUCUCUUCUCAAGGACGCGGAGAGUGAAGACUACCUUUGAUUAAGGCUUUUGACGGGUCGCGCGUCUCCUGCGCGCUUCGUUCUCUCUGGUCAGAGAUCUGAGCUAAUUUCUGAUACAUAUAUAUUUUAUUUGUUUUUCUGUUUUUCUUUUUUUUUUUUUUUUUUUAACUUGAAGUUGACGCAUUGCGAACAAUAAUGGCACUCGCCAGAUUCAGCAAAAUAUUCCGUCUGCCCACGAUUGACAUCAAAAAGAAAGUCAAGCAGUACGAGCACGUCCACCGGGACAUCAACCCCAACGACAUAUGGGAAAUUGUUGGCGAGCUGGGCGACGGCGCGUUUGGAAAAGUCUACAAGGCCAGGAACAAAGAGACGGGAGUUCUGGCUGCAGCCAAAGUCAUCGAGACAAAAUCUGAGGAAGAGUUGGAGGACUACAUCGUGGAGAUCGACAUCCUGGCAAAAUGUGACCACCGCUACAUCGUCAAGCUGCUUGAUGCUUUUUACCAUGACAACAACCUGUGGAUCAUGAUCGAGUUCUGCCCUGGAGGUGCCGUGGAUGCCAUAAUGCUAGAGCUGGAUCGUGGGCUGACGGAGCCGCAGAUUAAGGUCGUAUGCCGCCAGAUGCUGGAGGCUCUGCAAUACCUCCACUCCAUGAAGAUCAUCCACAGAGACCUGAAGGCCGGCAACAUCCUCCUCAUGCUGGACGGGGACAUCAAAUUGGCUGAUUUUGGUGUCUCUGCAAAAAAUACCAAAACCUUACAAAGAAGAGAUUCUUUCAUUGGAACGCCAUACUGGAUGGCUCCGGAGGUGGUCAUGUGCGAGACCAUGAAGGAUGCUCCGUACGACUACAAGGCCGACAUCUGGUCUCUAGGAAUCACGCUGAUCGAGCUGGCGCAGAUCGAGCCCCCGCACCAUGAGCUCAACCCCAUGAGGGUGCUGCUGAAGAUCGCCAAGUCGGACCCUCCCACCCUGGAGCAGGCCAGCAAAUGGUCGCAAGACUUUAAAGAUUUCCUGAAGACGGCUUUGGACAAAAACCCAGAGACUCGUCCAACCGCAGCACAGCUCCUGGAGCACCGUUUUGUGAGAUCGGUGACGUCCAACCGUCCGCUGAGAGAGCUGGUGGCCGAGGCCAAGGCUGAGGUCAUGGAGGAAAUAGAGGACAAUAGAGAGGAAGGCGAGGAGGACGACGCCAUGGAGCUCACUGGGACUAGUCAUGCCAGUUUGGAGGGAGACCAGACUCCGGACACCUCGAGCCCCACCACGCCCUCCUCAAACACACCAGUACCUUUCGUCAGGAAAGAGGCCGAGCCUGAAACGCCGGUGGAGGAGCCCCCGGGCCCCGCCGCCGCGGUGGUGGCGGCGGUGGGCCCCGCUGUGGUGCCGCAGAACAACCUCCCUACGAAGGACGCGGAAGAGAUGGCCGACAAAAUGGCCGACGAAGUCGCGACCAUCGAGUCGGAGAAAUCGGAGAGCGAGUCGUCGACCAAGACGUCCAGCUCAGACUCGGGCAUCGAGGAUGGGAAGAGCACCCCGACGAUGGAGGAGGAGAAGGUUGCCGUGGAGACCCCAGAGACGGAGCAGCCACCGCCUCGCCGUCAGUCCGAGUCGUCUGAGGAACAUCCCAACAGCACUACAGCCACCAGAGAACAGCCGGCUCCAGGUCCGAGUCCCGCUGCCGUUCCUACGCCCGCUCCCGCUUUCGCCCCCACGGCAGUGCCCGCGGCCCGUUCUCGGCCCAGAGAAAACCUAUCGAAGGGAACCCCGGAGCGGAUAUCGCUGGGAGGAAACGCCUUCAUCAAUGGAGGGAUCAUCAACAAGCGGUGCUCUGACGCGGGCAGCAUGGCGUCCGACAGCAUGGACAUUUCCAUCCACAAGGAGAGCUCCACCAUGUUCGCAAGGGACUUUUCCAGUAAGACCCUGAAGCGAACCAGGAAGUUUGUCAUCGAUGGCGUGGAGGUGAGCGUCACCACCUCCAAGAUCAUCAGGGAUGACGAGAAGAAAGACGAGGAGAUGAGAUUCCUGAGACGACAGGAGCUGCGUGAUCUGCGCUUGCUGCAGAAGGAGGAGCACCGCGCUCUGUCUACUCUGAACGCCAAACUGGAGUCGCAGAGGGAGCAAAUGCAAAGACGCUUCGAUCAGGAAAUAAAUGCCAAGAAGAAGUACUACGACACAGAGCUAGAGAAUCUAGAGAAGCACCAGAAGCAGACUAUUGAGAAAAUGGAGACAGAUCACAACGUUAAACUCAAAGAAGAGAAUAAGCGCAUCAAAGCGGAGCAGGAACGAGACUACCGCAGGUUCCAGGAACAAGUAAAACAAAAGAAGAAGGAGGUGAAGCAAUCUAUUGAUAAACUGCCCAGAAACCAACGUAAAGACACCUUGAAGCAGAGCAUGACCGCCUUCCAGACAAUGAAGUUGAGAGAGGAGGACAAGUUCCAGUCCAACCAGAAGGCCUACCUGGACGCCACGCUGAACAAAAUCAUCUCCAACAACAAGAAAGAGAUCGCAGAGAUGGAGAGGGAAUGCCUCAACAAGAAGCACCAGCUGAUCCGAGAGCGUGAAGCUACAAUGUGGGACAUGGAGGAGAAGAACCUUUACGAGAUGCACCAGCUAUUGAAGCAGCAGCUUAAAGACCAGUACUUCCUGCAGAGGCAUCAGCUGCUCAAGAAGCACGAAAAGGAGCAGGAGCAGAUGCAGUGCUACAACCAGCGAAUGACCGAGAUUCUCAAAGCUCGGCAGCAGCAGGAGAAGAGCCGCCUGCCCAAAAUCCAGCGCAGCGAGGCCAAGACUCGGUUGGCCAUGUUCAAGAAGAGCCUCCGCAUCAACUCGACGGGCAGCGCCGCCGAGGACCGAGAGAAGAUCAAACAGUUUACUCUGCAGGAGGAGAAGCGGCAGAAGGCAGAGAGGAUGCAUCAGCAGCAGAAACACGAGAACCAGAUGAGGGAGAUGAUCGGUCAGUGUGAAAGCAACACCCGCGAGCUGCAGCAACUGCAGAAUGAAAAAUGUCACAUGCUGAUCGAGAAUGAGACUCAGAGGCUGAAGCAACUGGACGAGCAACACAACCAGAGGUUGAAGGAGUGGAGGGAUAAGCUGAAGCCCAGAAAGACGACGCUGGAAGAUGAGCUGAACCUGAGGAAACGGGAGCAGGAGGCUUUCUUCAGCAUGAGCGAGAGCUUUGAUUUCCCCAACCCCAGUUCCCCCACCAGGCUCUCCAAGUUUGUGCCUUACCAAGAACCUUCAAACUCAUAAAAACAGAUGCUGUGACAUUGCACAAUUUUUUUUUUUUCCCCGCCCGUCGUCAGAACUGAACACGGCCGCAGGCGUUGGAGUCGCCUGCUGCCUCAGUUUGAAUUUUUGCAGCGUAGCCAUCCCUCCAUUAGGUUUCUUUAUAGGUUUGUUGUGCUUCACAUAAUUCACUAAAGAUCUGCUUUACUGUUAGCUUACUAGCUUUCUAGUAAAAAAACAAACAAAAAAAAGGCAUGAAUAGAAUAAUUCUGACAAGCCAAAUAUCCCAAAUUGAAUUAUUUGAAUUAAUCUUUAUGCUAGGGAGCGAGCAGUUUCUUCGAAGUGCUCAGCCAGGCCAGGGAGUUUCUGUUUGGAUGAUGAGAACAUAUGCCAUCGCGCCUUUUGUUAACCCUAAAUUCCCUAAAAAUGAUUUACUAACACCCCCCGUUACUCCCCUCUGCCCCCAGCUGCCAAAGUCUGCCUUAAUUUAUUUUUUUACCGCUAACAGAACAAUGAUAUCAGAUGUCUCACUGUAAAUCUUGAUUUAAAUAUUGUUCUUUGGCUCUUUAACCCAAACCAAUGGUAUGAAGGACGUGCUUAUUUUUUUUUUUUUUGUGUGCGUCUUCUUUCUUUUAAUGAGGGAUGAGGCUAAAUCCAAAGUUAUUCGAAUUUAAUGAUUUCUUUUUAAAUGAUUCUUUAGAUUUUAACAAAUGAAUAGUGUUGCUCUGUUAUUAUAUUUUUAUUUUUUACUGUAAAGAUCUGUCACACUGGAUGGGAACUGACAAAGCCAAAGCUUUUUGAAGGAUGUUAAUAUAGAUAGGUGAUUCAAAUCCGGAUUUAAAAAUUAAAAAAAAAAAAGAAAUGUAUUAUGUGGAUAAGGACAAUACGAUGCGCAGCGGAUUAACUGCCUGCUUAUCAAUGUGCAAUAUUAUUAUGUAUGUCUUUGCUUGAAGAGGUUUAUUUUUCCUAAACUUUACCUUCCUUUGCACUGAGACGGGGAAUAAUAUAAAGAUGCGCGGAACCUUCGUGAAAGAAACAUUUAACAAGUAAAUCAUUUUUUUAGAGAGUCGGAAGCAAUAAUGCGGUGGUUUAAUUUAGUAACUGAUGAUGUGAUUUUGAAACGCAGCUCUUUAAGAUGUUUUAAGGGGGUGGAGGGGGCAACAAAACGUUGUGAGCUGCAUGAAUUCUCCGAACAUCAUGACGAACCCGUAGACUUAAGAAGCAGCGGCCUGGCCUGUAGAGUCAUGAUUCAGGGCGUCAGUCGGGUACAGCUCCCUUUCUCUCUGAAGUAUUUAAAUUUAUUUUGAAAACAUAUGUUCUGUCCUGUUUAACGGCCCCGUCUCAUGUCUUCCUCUCUGCCUCAGUUUACAUAACAUUAUUUGUGUGGAGGGCUUGUGAGUGUGAAUGAAACUGUAUCAGAAGGAACCACUGUUGUAAAUAAUAACUCCUAAUAAAUGCAGAUUUUCUAAUUA